CGCUGCCGCCUUAUUCAGGUGUUGGUGUCAUUGGCGCCAUCUCUCUUACUGAAGAUGAUUUUGAAUCAAUGGAAAUUGAAGAUAAGAAAAAAGCUCAGGAUGAAGAAGACGAUAUAUUGCUUGUUCCUGAGUGGAAGGAGAAGAAGAAACAUAUUUUUAUUUUGAGCUCUGCGGGGAAGCCCAUUUAUUCAAGACAUGGCAGCGAAGACAGACUGGUUACUUUGUUCGGUGUUAUGCAAGCUCUCGUCUCUUUCGUGCAGGAUAGUCAAGAUACUAUUCAAUCAAUAAAAGCUGGAAAUGUGACAAUUGCAUUUCUGAUCAAAGGGCCGAUCAUUCUAGUGUCAGUAUCGAGGAUAGGGGAAAGUGUGGAUCAUAUGAGACUUCAACUGUUAUACGUUUACAACCAGGUGGUGAGCGUGCUGACACUGACGCAGCUGACGCGCGUGUUCGAGCAGAGAGGCAAUUUCGACCUGCGUCGCCUGUUGGCCGGCUCUGAGCGACUCAUCGACCACCUGCUCCACUUCACAGAGACCCAACCCGGCUUCCUCCUUGGUGCCGUCAAGUGCCUUCCUAUGUCCAGCUCUACCCGCGACCUCAUCAGUCAGACCAUCGUCAACUCUUGUGCCAAAAUAAAGAAUUUAGUGUUUGCAAUAUUAAUAGCUGACAACAAAUUGAUAACAGUUGUGAAAAUGAAGAAGUACAAUCUGCAUCCCGCCGACCUGCACAUAAUUUUCAAUAUGGUCAACUCCUCAGAAUCUUUCAAGCCCGCUGAAAGUUGGACACCUAUUUGCUUACCAACUUUUGAUGCCAGCGCUUACAUGCAUGGGCAUGUUUCAUAUCUUUCUGAAGAUUGUGAGGCCUGCCUACUACUUCUAAGCAUCGAUCGCGACAUGUUUUUCAACCUGUCAGAAGCCAAACAGACCAUUGUCGAUGUAAGUUGCUGUUCAAUUUUUCAAACAGGAUUGGGCGAUGAGAACCCAACACCUGAUAAAUCACCAUCAAAAACCGCCACCCACCAUGCAAUUAAAACCAGCCGCAAGCAACAACCCAUUUUAAGUAUCCUGUUCCCCGCCGAAGAGCAACCCGCCCCCGAAGAAUCACUACCGGCCACCACCCUACAACAAGAACUGAUGCAUUACAAUAAUGAAGAAAUCCCAUCACCGCCAAAAAUAAACAAUCGCCAGGAGGAGACCGCCACCAUGUAUCUGCACACCACACCCGUGCAUCAAUCGACCCCACAGCAGACCAAGGACCCGGACCGAGAGGACAACAUCCAGGACAAAAGGAGCGACCACCGCAAGCUUAAGGCUUUGAAGGGCGAGGAGACCCAAGGAUUGGUCGCUGGAGGUCACCUGAUAGAAAAAUCCAUCCCCUAG
Nilaparvata lugens (brown planthopper) is the source of this 1376-nucleotide messenger RNA. RefSeq names its product protein SAND-like. Bases 69 to 1376 code for a protein of 435 amino acids. The transcript is spliced from 8 exons. Lineage: Eukaryota; Metazoa; Arthropoda; Insecta; Hemiptera; Delphacidae. The record is from RefSeq and is a predicted model, not a curated record. Gene Ontology annotation, biological process: protein targeting to vacuole; endosome to lysosome transport via multivesicular body sorting pathway.